This is a messenger RNA of Manihot esculenta (cassava), 1362 nucleotides long. Its product is annotated as purple acid phosphatase 3. Bases 161 to 1240 code for a protein of 359 amino acids. The record is from RefSeq and is a predicted model, not a curated record. Gene Ontology annotation, molecular function: ferrous iron binding; acid phosphatase activity; ferric iron binding. Lineage: Eukaryota; Viridiplantae; Streptophyta; Magnoliopsida; Malpighiales; Euphorbiaceae. The transcript is spliced from 6 exons.
AUUCUUCCCUAGCUAGUUGCUUAUACCAGCCAUGUGCCUCUUUCAAACUUUAUAAAAUGGUCCUUUUCCUUCACCACCAGCUUUAAGCAUUAUUUUUAAUUAUAUUAGUUCUCUCCACUAGCUAGCUUCUUCUUCUUCUUCUCCUCCUUCGAGCAUACCCAUGUCUGAACUUAUGGUUUCAAGCCUUAUGCUCUCUGCUCUUUUAGGGUUCAGCAUCAUUAAUCUCUGCGCAGCAGAGCUUCAGCGAUUUCAAAACGCAGCCAAAGGUGAUGGAUCUCUUAGCCUCUUGGUUGUGGGAGACUGGGGAAGAAAAGGAGCUUAUAACCAAUCUCACGUUGCUCUUCAGAUGGGAAUAAUUGGAGAGAAAUCGGACAUCGAUUUUGUAAUAUCGACAGGAGAUAAUUUUUAUGAAAAUGGAUUAACGGGUGUGGAUGAUCCUGCAUUUUAUGAAUCUUUCACCAAAAUUUACACGGCACGCAGCUUGCAGAAGCAAUGGUAUAGUGUUUUGGGUAACCAUGACUAUAGGGGUGAUGUUGAGGCACAAUUGAGUCCAGCCCUUAGACAAAUUGAUAGCAAAUGGCUUUGCUUGAGAUCUUUUAUCGUUGACACUGAAAUAGCUGAUUUUUUCUUUGUGGACACAACUCCGUUUGUGGACAAAUACUUCAAAGACAAAGACCAUGAAUAUGACUGGAGUGGCAUAGUACCUCGAAAAAGUUACCUUUCGAAUCUCCUAAAGGAUUUGGAUAAGUCCUUAAAAGAAUCCAAAGCAAAAUGGAAGAUUGUGGUAGGCCACCAUACUAUCAAAAGUGCUGGAAACCAUGGAAACACCCAAGAACUCAACAAGCAACUACUCCCAAUCCUUGUGGUAGGUCUUCUAAUUAAAUUUGAUCUUUUUUUAAAAAAGAAAAUGAACCCAUAUAAUCAUAAUUAUUAUCCUUUAAUCAUUAUUGAUCUUCAGGAAAAUAAUGUGGAUCUUUACAUAAAUGGGCAUGACCAUUGCUUGGAGCACAUAAGCAGCAGUGAAAGUGAGCUUCAAUUUUUAACGAGUGGAGGAGGGUCAAGGGCUUGGAUAGGAGAUAUUGAUUGGUGGAAUCCGAAGGAGAUGAAGUUUUAUUACGAUGGUCAAGGUUUCAUGUCCGUUGAGAUCACUGAAACUCAAGUGGAUGUUAUGUUCUAUGAUGUUUCUGGCCACAUUUUGCACAAAUGGAGCAGGAAUAAACAGCCUUACUCUAUUGUCUGAAACUGUUAUAUCCUGCAACUAAGGAAGAAGAAGAAGAAACUGCUAUCUCAUGGUAGUCUUGGUUUUUUAUGGAAAUGGGGAAAUGGGAAAAUGGAAAAGUAAAAAAGAAAAGGUUUGGUUUA